UAUGUUAAUAUUUUGACCAACAAAUGAACAAAACUUUCAGGUAACAAAUGCGUACUAUAUUCUGAAACAGUUGCUUAAUCAGUUAUAAAGUCUAGUUAAACAAGAAUGGUAUGGGUUUGUUGUCCCCCACGAAGAAAUUGGGGAGGGGACUACGGAUCAGUCUGUCCGUUCGUUCAUAUGUUUGUUUGUAAGUUAGUAAAACAUGAUAUCUCAGACAGCACUAGUAAGAUUUUGACAAAGCUUGGGUGAAUGAUUCGUCUUGCCGUACAGAUUUGGCAUUUACAAAAUGACACUAAUUGGCCCAAGACAGGAGCUAUGGUAAUUAACUGCAAUUUGUUGGUCACACGCGAUAUGUCAAUUGGCCCAAGAGGGGGUACUGCAUCAUUCGUGGGGGACGACAUGUUUACUGUUGCCUUGUUUUCACAUGGUAGCCUCCUAUUGUUCUGUUUUGAAUUCAAAAGUAUUAUGUUAGUAUGAUGUUUAAUGUGAGGUGAGUAGACUGUUGAGUGUAGUACUUUACAUCAAGCUGUCUCUUCAUCUUGAAUACACUGAUUGACACAUCUAGCAUUGGAUACAGAAAUGUCAGGUCCCAAAUUAUUGAACUGCAGGGAAAUGUGAACUGAGACAGGAAGUUCUUCAUGCCAGCAAUUUUGCUCCGUUAAAGCUGCAGUAGGUAAGUCUGCAGACAGCAGACUCUCUCACACACUCUCGUUCGCUUUCUGUGCCCUCUGCCUGCAGACAUAAUUGUUAAUAAAUCCCAAAUAAUGAAGUUGAUAUAAUUCAUCAUGUAUAUUUAUCUGUUUAAAUCAAAUUAUUUGUGCACAUUAGUCAGGUACAUCCUCAGAAGGGACACGAUUGGCUGGAAUUAUAUUUCAGAGUGAUUGCAGAGCGAGGGGCAGUCAAAGAAGCUGGAUCUUCUCUCAGGAUAUUUUACAUACUGAUAGCUGAUGAUGUGUGAAGACAACCUCACAGAAUUGUUAAAAAUAAAUAUGACCUAAUGCAGCUUUAACAUGAAAGCUUACUUAAAUUAGAGAAUCUACAUCCUUCUUUGAAACUGAGGCAUGCAAAAGCCUUGUAUGUUAGUAAAACUCAUCAUGCUAAGUGAACAUUUUUUUUUGGAACUAAUGUUGAUUUUAUUACUAAUUAACUGCACAUUUCAGGGAACAAACGGUACCUAAAUGAUUAAACAGUUGAUUUAUUGGUCAUCAUUUGUAGUUCAUCAGUAUAUAUGACAUCAUGUUUUGUAUUCACAUUGUUCACUUUGGCCUGCUAUUGUUUUUGUUUUCACAUGGUGGACGUUGGCCUGCUCUGCUGAUCCUGUGUAAUAUGUUUUCAGAUAUUCAAAAGCAGAAACUUUUUUUGGAGAGGUUACUUGACGCACGCGCACACACACGCACUCAACAUGGCAACCACACUGGAACUAAUAGGUGGUCAAGGAGGCAGUUCAUUUGAAUUCCACGGCAUGAACAACGGUGCCACCCUCAAGAAGAUCGGAGUGGCGGUGGGAGGCUCGCAGGUCAAAGCUGUGCGGGUGGAGCUGACCGACGGGAAAGUAGCGACUUUUGGAGAUGCAAACACUUUCAAUGAGUUUGAGUUCAAACUCGGCGAGCGCAUCACCAAGCUGUCGCUGUGGGGUAACGGCGCCGGCACACGUCUGGGUGCCAUCAAGUUCACGACGAGUGAGAACCGUCAGUUCUUUGAAAAAAUGACCAGCUGGGGACUGAAGACUGAGUACACCAUAGAUGUGGGGUCCGGAAUCUGCCUGGGGCUGCAGGGCAGGUAUGGCUCGGACAUCGACUGCAUGGGCUUCCUCUUCAUCAACACCAUCAAGUCGUCCGUGCUGACCGACAUGACGUAUCCCACCCUGUCCCUCUUCAAACCCCAGGUGAGCCCAGAAUAUGUGAAAUCUGUGUCUCACCACAACGACACCUCCUUGGUUCAAGAAGAGUCCAUUACAUACAGCAAGACACUGACCAAAACUUCCUCCUGGUCAGUCAGCAACAAGAUAGAAUCCACCUUGAAUGUGUCAGUCAAAGCGGGGAUCCCAGAUCUGGUCGAGGUGACAUCAGGGUUCAGCUUGACCGUGGGAGUGGAACAUUCCACCAGCCUGGAGAAGACAGAGACCAUAACAGAAGCGGAUACCAUCAACCUGAAGAUCCCGCCAGGGAAGACCAUGGAUGUUGAGAUCACAGUGGGGAGAGCAAAUAUCGACCUCGACUACGAGGCCAAAGUGAAAGUCACCUGCAUGAAUGGCAGUCAGCUGGUCUUCCCAUCCAACGGCACCUACACUGGUGUGACUUACACUUCAGCGAGGGUAUCCACAAAGGAGAGAUGAGACAAGUAUGACUUCAUGAAUAAUAAGCACAGUGAUAGAAUGACUAACACCAUGACUAAUUCUUUGUGUGCCUUUUCUGUUAUUAUGAUCUUCUUUGAGUGAAUCUAAUUGAACCAUGUUGACUCAGCUCUUUAUUUCUGUCUCAGCAGAGAGUAUAACAGCAGGUGGGUCAUUCCUACAAUCUGGUGCCUUUUAUGUCCAAUGACAUGUUAACACAUAUUCUGUGUGAAUUAUUGAACAACAUUCACUACAAAAUGUUUUCUUAUACGCUUAGACCCCAUUUACCAUAAAAAACAAUGUUACGUAACUAUAAUACAUUUCAUUUAUAAUAAACCAUUUGUCUUGUGUGUCAGUAA
Messenger RNA from Salmo salar (Atlantic salmon), 2691 nucleotides. RefSeq names its product aerolysin-like protein. NCBI's taxonomy places the organism in Eukaryota, Metazoa, Chordata, Actinopteri, Salmoniformes, Salmonidae. The record is from RefSeq and is a predicted model, not a curated record.